Messenger RNA from Ostreococcus tauri, 855 nucleotides. Its product is annotated as Cytochrome c1, transmembrane anchor, C-terminal. The coding region runs from base 1 to 855 and encodes 284 amino acids. Gene Ontology annotation, molecular function: heme binding; electron transfer activity. The record is from RefSeq and is a predicted model, not a curated record. The transcript has a single exon. Lineage: Eukaryota; Viridiplantae; Chlorophyta; Mamiellophyceae; Mamiellales; Bathycoccaceae. Gene Ontology annotation, biological process: mitochondrial electron transport, ubiquinol to cytochrome c.
AUGUUCGCGCGCGCGCUGCGCGAACGCGCGCUCGGGGCGCUCCGUGGGGUGACGCGAACGACGCGAGGGACGAUCGCGAUCGGGGCGGGGGCGACGGCGGCCACGGCGUGCGUCGUCGCCGCGGACGAGGCCGAGCACGGAUUGGCGUUGCCCCAGUACGCGUGGCCGCACGAUGGGGUGUUUUCGAGCUACGAUCACGCGAGCAUACGACGGGGGCAUCAGGUGUACGCGCAGGUGUGCGCGGCGUGUCACUCGUUGAAUCAGAUAAAGUAUCGGAACCUCGUGGGCGUGGCGUACACCGAGCUCGAGGCGAAGGCGCUGGCGGAGGAGACGGAGGUGGUUGAUGGACCGGAUGAUACGGGGGAGAUGUUCGAGCGCGCGGGGAAGCUGAGCGAUGGGAUACCGAGCCCGUACGCGAAUGAAGAGGGCGCGCGGUUCGCGAAUAACGGGGCGUACCCUCCGGAUCUGUCGUUGAUGACCAAGGCGAGGCACGACGGGCAGAAUUAUGUGUUCGCGCUGUUGUUGGGGUAUCGAGAUCCGCCGGCGGGGGUGACGGUGCCGGAUGGGAUGCACUAUAACCCGUACUUUCCGGGAGGGUUCAUCGCCAUGCCGAAGAUGCUCGUCGACGGCGGGGUGGAGUACGACGACGGGACGCCGGCGACGGAGACGCAGAUGGCGAAGGAUGUUACCACGUUCCUCGCGUGGGCGGCUGAGCCGGAGAUGGACGAUCGCAAGCUCAUGGGGGCGAAGUGGAUCUUCGCCUUGUCGCUCGUGUGCGUGCAGGCGGUGUACUAUAAGCGAUGGGCCUGGAGUCACCUCAAGUCUCGGCGACUCGUGGUGGACGCCGUCCGAUAA